Messenger RNA from Epinephelus fuscoguttatus (brown-marbled grouper), 4104 nucleotides. RefSeq lists its product as uncharacterized. The coding region runs from base 2259 to 3197 and encodes 312 amino acids. The record is from RefSeq and is a predicted model, not a curated record. The transcript has 8 exons. Lineage: Eukaryota; Metazoa; Chordata; Actinopteri; Perciformes; Serranidae.
UUAAUUCUGUUACACUUUGUUUAACCAAGUAAAUUCCUUAAAGCUUUGUUAAAAUAUUGUCCCUCUUAUUUUCCUUACAAUUUAACAACUUGGCUGGAAGAAUAUUAGUGGGGAUGGAUUCGGGGGUACUCUCUGAUGCCACCAUUAGAUGGAGAGCGUGUAGAGAUGUUGAGAGACGACUCAAGGAAAUCAGGACCAUGCACACUGAAAGAUUUGCUUCCCAGUGUUGCAGUCAGGAAAGACAGACUGAAUGUAGAGAUAGAGUAGCUGAGGCAGUCAUAGAAAAUAGUGGGAGUGACAGAGAGGAGGCUGGAGGGUUGUUGGAGGAGGACAUGUAGAGAUAGACACAUCACAUUUUAACCAGCAGUCCUUUUCAAUGGAUGUGCCUGAGGAGGAGAGUGACUCGGACCAGGAUACAGAUGAGACAGUGGAUCAGUCAUGUAAUCUAGGGGCCAGUCUUUAUAACUGGGCAUUAACAUUUGGAGUUUCCCUAGUGGCUCUCACGGCUCUUCUUGGUUUGUUAAGAUCGUACCAUCCUGAUCUUCCGAAGGAUGCAAGAACCCUCCUUAAGACAAAGAUUACUCACAACAUACAGGAAAGAUGUGGAGGACUAUAUUAUUACAUUGGCAUCCUGUCAUCUUUCAAACAGAAACUGUACCGGGCAUGUGAGUCAAUCACUAAUGGCUGUACCUUAAAACUACAGAUCAACAUCGAUGGGUUUCCUUUGUUCAAAAGUAGUGGGAUUCAGGUGUGGCCCAUUUUAGGACUCCUCGUAAGUGUUCCAAUUAAGGAACCAGCUGUGAUUGCAUUGUUCUGUGGACCACAUAAACCAAAGCCAGCAGAUAUAUUUUUGAGAGACUUUGUUGUUGAGUUGAAAGAGUUACAGAAUGGCAUUGAUUUCGAAGGCAAAAGGAUUUUCUUUAAUUGGAUUCUGUAAUCUGUGAUGCCCCUGCCCGGGCUUUUAUAAAAAAUAUUAAGCCUCACAAUGGCUAUUUUGGAUGCGACAAAUGUGUGCAGAAAGGGCAGUAUGUGGGAAGAAUGACAUUUCCUUUAAUCACUUGUCCAUUGAGGACAGAUGAAUCAUUUGCAGAAAAACACGAUGAAGAACAUCACCUAGAUGGCCCUAACACUUUCCAUGACUUAAGUAUAGUGAUGGUAUCUCAGUUCCCAGGUGAUUAUAUGCAUUCUGUGUGUUUGGGUGUUGUAAGGAAACUUCUGAACAUUUGGCUUAGGGGGCCUCUCAAAUUCCGCUUACCCGCCAGCAUUGUCAACCAGAUGUCUGAUUGUUUGACAGGUUUACGCGAUCAUAUUCCAGUGGAAUUUGCCAGGAAACCCAGAACACUGAGGGAACUUGAUAGGUGGAACGCAACAGAAUUUAGGAUGUUUUUAUUGUACAUUGGGCCUGUCAUUCUGCCUUCCUACCUGGACACAAACAUUUACAAUAAUUUCAUGCUGCUGUUUUCUGGCAUUGCCAUUUUAGUCAGCCCAACACUGUCUUCAUUGUACUGCCAGUAUUCUGAGACAUUGUUGCAGAUGUUUGUGACCCAUUUUGGCCAAAUAUGUGGCAAGGACUCACUUGUGUUCAACGUUCACUCAUUAGUUCAUCUUGCACAGGAUGUAAGGCUGCAUGGUUGUCUGGAUAACAUUGCAGCCUUUCCCUAUGAGAACCACCUUCAAAUGCUCAAAAAACUUGUCCGAAAGCCUGAACGUCCACUUGCACAAAUUAUACGUCGGUUGUCUGAGAAAACUACUUGUCAGACUGAUCAAAUGUCAUACUCUUUAAAAAGGCCUCACUUUGUUGGACCUGUUCCUGAUGAACUUGCCUUUAGAGGGGUUCGAGGGCAGUACAGCCAAAUGAUUACUGACCAAUGGACUAUCAAAGUUUCAACAGGGGAUAAUGUGUUCGUCAUUGCAGAUGAAAUUUGUAUGAUUGUUAAUAUUGUUGAGUGUCAUGAUGGAAUCUAUGUUGUAUAUAGAAACUUUUCAGAUAAGUCCACCUUUUUUACAUAUCCCUUUAACUCUGACUUCCUAAAUAUUUAUAGCGUCUCACAAGUGUCAGAACAGUGCAUGUAUGCCAAAGUUUGUACAGUUAAGCAAAAAUGUGUCCUAGUCCCCCACAGAAGAGGUUUUGUAACCAUACCAAUUCUGCAUAGCCUAAAGAAGUAGAUGAACUGGUUUGCUAUAGUGGGGUAAGUUGUGGUUAGUUGAGUCGUCUUAAAACAUCAUUCUACACUGAACAUCGACGUACUAAGUACAAGAUGUUUCAUGUUGUUCAGUACUUUGAUGCAGCAAAGUCUGUGGCGGUAGUACCUCAGUCAUGGUACAGUGCUGGUUUCACCCUCUGGCCAAAUUACACAAGUGAUGAGCGGAUCAAUAAAGCUGUGCGGUGUGCAGAGGUACCAGGACAGAACUGGACAAGGCAUCCUGUCAGAGUUUUGAAGACAUAUGAUGACUACAUGUCAGCUUGGCGUGGUAUGAAAAAGUCUUUGACCUGUGACACAUCUGAGUUGGAUUCACAUGAUGAGGAUUCACCGGUUGGCCGUGUUAAGAGAACACCUAACCCAGUCCACUAUUAUGGUGAUACAGAAGAGGAGAGUGACACUGAGUGUGUUCCUAAAAAAAAGGCCAUAUCCCAAAAAGGCUCAACUCCAGUAACACACCCUCAGCAGUCAUCAGCAUCCCCAUUGUCAUCACGAAGCAAUGCACCCUCUACAAGGCCAUCUUCCUUUGCUGCACCUCCACUUCCACCACAGCCACCUCCAGGGCUAUUUUCCAUUGCUGCUCCUCCACCACCACCUCCAAGGCUAUCUUCCACUGCUGCACCUCCACCAUCACCAUCUCCUCCAGGGCCAUCCGCUCAUGCUGCACCUCCUGAGCUCCCUCCUCCUGAGCCGACACUCACAGAGCUGACCUCCUUCGUGACUUCUCAUACAUCAUCCUUCCAUCCACCACCUCCUGGGCUGUCCUCGUUUGCACCACAACCUCCACUGCCAUCUUUUGAACAUUUCCAUUCAUCUCAGUCCACAAAUCCUUUGGAAACUGCCUCGGAAGUGUUCAUGCCCACUUUAAGAGCUGGCCAGUCUGGGAAGGAGCCAAUUCCCUGCACACCUGCCGAGCUCCACAUGCUCACUCUUUUGGAGAACCUAAAACACCAGCUUAACCAACAAAGUUCUGUGAUGAAUCUCCUCAUGUCAUGACUGAAUGCUGCACGUGAACCAGCAUCAGAGAUGCCAGACGACAUCACCUUUCCUUUGAGUUCACUGGCUGAGGUGGACUGUUUUGAGGACUGGCUCAAUGACCCAGCGAAUGCUAUGAAGAAGAAACAAAUGGUCGCUGUGCUGGCCUCUCUUGGGGGACGUGACAUAAAGCAUGUCACCUGGAAUAUCCUGGCACACAUUUUUUCAUCUAGUGUUGCCAAACAGAUAAAUUGGAAGGGAGUUAAUAAUAAAAAGAAGUUCAGCGAGAUGGCAACCAAGGCUCUCCUCGCACGGGCUGUGCGCAAGAACCAUCAGGGGGAAAAGGCAACGGACAUGGAAAUAAACCACCAUUCCAUCAGGUGGUUUAAUUUGGCUUCUGACCGUGGGGGUGGCCGUAGACAACGGUCACAACAAACUAUGUCCCAAUGAACUAUUCCUAAGUGCCCAUUCUGGACUGUUUGACUGUUUGACACCCUUGUGACUGUGCCGGUGGACUGUUCCUAAUGGUAAUGUUUCCUCUGUGGUUCGUGCUCAGCCUCAGCUUGCAUGCAUGCAUAUGUGUGGGUAAUUCUGACAAGCUGUUUGGUGUUUUCAUGUACAUGUAAGUUUGACAAAGAGCUGUUUGGGUUUUAAAUGUACAUGUAAGUCUGAUGGAGAGAGCGGUUUGGUGUUUUUAUGUACAUGUUGUUCUGACAGAGAGCUAUUUGGUUUUUUACAUCUAAGUCUGACAGAGCUGUUAGGGUUUUAAAUGUACAUGCAAGUCUGACAAAGAGAGUAGUUUGGGUUUUAAAUGUACAUUUAAGUCUGACAGAGAGAGCUGUUUGGUGUUUUCAUGUACAUGUAAUUAUGAAAAAGACCCUGUUGAGUUUUACAAGUACAUGUAAGUCUGACAAAGAGAGCUAUUUGG